CAUAGUGUUAUCCAAACAGUCGCCUGUCUGGCUGGCUGGUUUGGCGUAUAUAUAAGGAGGAGCAUUGCUUAGCGUGAUGGCUGAGCUAAAGCAAGGGAGCACCUAGCAUUCUGGAUAGAUAGGCUGACAGACAGAAUUGAAGCAGGCAGAUCAGGGGUCAAGACUAAGUGACUAACAAGAAAGAUGCAGGCGAUCGUUGGUUUGUCGGCUGUUGUGCCCGGCACGGUAAGGGUCAGCAGCAGCAGCAGGCCGGCGGCGAGGAGGAGCAUUGUCGUCGCGAUGGGCAGCGGCGCCAGAAGGACGAUCCGUGCCUGUGCGGGGGCCGGGCUUACGCCGGCGGCGGCGGAAGUGGACUACAGCUCCAGCGUCUCGGUGUUCCCGAUGGAGGCUUGUGAGCUGGUGGGCGGCGAGGCCUGCGAGGCGCCGGAGAUGUACCCGGAGACCAAGCUCAGCGCUCAAGACAGCAGCAGCAGCUCUGGGUCUUCGCCUGCUGUUGCUGGAACAAGCGUUGUGGAGAGGGAGUACCUUUCCUACGACGACCCAAAAACGGUGUUCCCUGGCGAGGCUUGCGACGAUCUGGGCGGUGAAUUCUGCGAGGCGCCCUACCAAACAGGCGUCUCCAAGGAGUAGUGGAAGAGUAAAUUAAACAGAUCGAUCAACGCAAGAAGGAAAUCACCAUCGACCCAUUUUAUUAAUCUCCAUGUGAUAGCUAGCUUGUGUAUUGUUGAUCGUGCUGGUACAUACUUUCUCCGUUUCAAAAUACAUUUAGAUUUGUGCACUUGGAUUAAGACGGCUUUCGUUUUUAAUGUCUUACCACUCAUAUUAGGUUAAUAAUAAAUGGAUGUGAAUGUUUAUUGA
Molecule: messenger RNA, 858 nt
Organism: Brachypodium distachyon (stiff brome)
Lineage: Eukaryota; Viridiplantae; Streptophyta; Magnoliopsida; Poales; Poaceae
Product: light-regulated protein, chloroplastic
Exons: 3
Coding region: 184-630 (148 amino acids)
Cellular component (GO): chloroplast
Source: RefSeq, a predicted model, not a curated record